This is a messenger RNA of Didymella exigua CBS 183.55, 2663 nucleotides long. RefSeq lists its product as uncharacterized. Bases 278 to 2404 code for a protein of 708 amino acids. Gene Ontology annotation, molecular function: protein binding. Lineage: Eukaryota; Fungi; Ascomycota; Dothideomycetes; Pleosporales; Didymellaceae. The transcript has 3 exons. The record is from RefSeq and is a predicted model, not a curated record.
GGCGAUGGCCUGCGCAGUACUGCAACAUUUGCACAGCGACCCGCAGCCGGAGGCGGCCACUACUGCCGCUGUUCGUUGACGGUGGCCUGUCUGGGCGAGCUGCGAUGGAGCGGCCGCCCGGCGCAUGGCGUUGCGGCGUUGCAGCGUUGCAGUGUUGCAGCUCGCGGUCGCGCGUGUGGGCAGAUGCUGCACCCGCACCCGCAUCGCUUGCACUCUCACCACCGCUGCCUGCGCCCACGGCUGCAGCGACAUGCCGCUGCCCACCUGACGGCACACCAUGGCCGUCGACGACUUCUUGAGUCGAGACACCGACGCCUUUGUGCUGCCCUCCAAGUCGUUCUAUCCCACCAAGAUCCCCAUCGCACACUACCAGCUGCGGCACUUCAUCAGCUCCCCGGAGCCCGACGUCGUCUACUAUGCGAGCGGCUGCGACAUCUUCUGCCUCAACGCCGCCACCCAGACGCAGGCCCACGUCGCCACCCUGCCCUUCGAGGCCCGCUGCACGGCUGCUGGCUGCGGCUUCGUGUGCGUCGGCGGCGCGGACCACGGCAACUUUGCCGCCAUCAAGGUCGCCGGCUUCCCUCCCGUCGACGACUCGGGCGCCGAGUUUGAGACCCGCCUCUCCCGCCCGCCCCUGCUCGCCACGGCGCGCCGCAUACAGCUCGAGAAGAUUGGCGAGGACAUUGUCAACUCCAUCUCGAUACACACCCUCCCCGCCACCGCCGGCGACGGUCGCGACGAUGUCGUCGCCGUCCUCACCAACAACGACAGGUCGGUGCGCCUCUAUUCCCUGCUGCACAACCUCGAGCUCUGCUGCAUCGACCUGCCCAUCGCCAUGAACCACGCCACCAUAUCGCCCGAUGGAUCCUUUCUUGUAGCCGUGGGCGACCAGCAGACGGGCUUCUUUUUCGAGAGGCAUCUGCCUGCCCCAGACAGACCAAGCAGCUGGAAGGAACCGAGCGACCGUCUGCGCUCCGUGCCGUCCGAGUGGAAGCUGUUUGAAGAAGUGGCCCUGUACAUUCCAUUGUCGCCCUGUGCCCAAGGAUACUUCACAACCGCAUGGUCGCCCUCUGGCCGUCUCUGUGCUGUUGGCUCCGAGUGCGGCUACAUAACCGUCUUCGACAUGGAUCACCUCAAAGUCGUCGAGGACGGCGAAGACGCCAUCCUCGGCGUGAUCAGUUCGACAAGGCCCGACGCGAACGCGGGGCCCGGCGCCGUACGCACAAUGCUCUUCUCUCCAGCGCCGUCGGACUUUUUGAUCUGGAGCGAGGACCAGGGCCGAGUGUGUGUCGCCGACCUGCGCUGUGCACUCAAGGUGAAGCAGAUUCUGACUCUGGAUCCCAAAGCGGACGGCUUGGAACGGAUCGAGGUCGCCGACUUCGACUUGAGCCUGCCUCCGGACAUGUCAGACGUACGCCGGGAAGCCGACUUCAUUCGCAGAUAUCGUCGCACCCUGGACGCCGAAGGAAUACAGGCAGCCGUCGACACAGCCAACGAGUACUUUGAGGCAGACUCGGAGCGACAGAGGGCGCUGCGACGUCUCGGCGUGGUCGAGUCUGACGACGACCCACACGGGCUCUCGUCUGAAGAACGGCGGAUUCUAGAGACGCUGCGAACGUCACGCCACACGUUGGAAGCACGGCAGCCGGGGGGGAUCCGGCCCCGAAGCAUCAACUACACAACGGCGAGCCAUGUGGAAGCUGCACGGUACGAUGGGCACGAGCGUACUAGACUUGGCUCGCGAGCUGACGUUGUGCUCAGAGACCGGGCUGCCGCCGCCCGAGACGUGCCUUCUGACCCACUAGACGACCUGCUCUCAGAAAGUCUCCGGUCAACGAAUCGCUACCUCGGAGAACGCACGGCACCUCGACGCCAAGCCUCGAUCGUCGUGUCGAUCAACGAAGGCACCGUCAAUGCGCCAGCCCACGCGCAAACCAACAUCACAGACGCUGUCACGACGAGAUCACCAAACACCAUCAGUGCGCAUACACGCAGCGAGAUCAUAUCGUCGACGGACAACGCCUGGCGAACGAUCCAGGCGGCGCUUGCCAGCCAGGCCAGCAGCGCGGCACGUGCGAGCACGUCGAAUCCUGCAGCCAGUAGCAGCCAGCCAACCGCACCCGAACUGCGCAGUGAAUUGCGUCGUCUCCGCCAGCUCACGCAGGUGCGCGAACGGCUCCGCACCGAACGCGCCAGCCAGCUGUCGACCGAGGCGUACGAAUUCAGCGUAGGGCUUCGGAGGGUGAUCCGUAGCACACACAAUCCAAGUUACGGCCUGCGCACGGCAGGGCUCGCGAUAAGCCAGGAUGGGCGGACGCUGUAUUGUGGAACCGAAGAGGGCAUCUUCGAGUUCAAGAUGAACGUGCACGCCCGCAAGGGGUUCCCCGCAAUCACUCUUCGUUGAGGGGUGCUGUCGUCUGUCACGGCAUGUGCAGCAGCUUCCUCACUCUAAAUGGUCUUUUUGUUGUUAUUACUUGGGCGUGUUUGGACGGCAUCUGGGUCAGCGAGCAUCGGCGUACAAGGUGGUUCUGGGACAUUCUUUUGUGUAUUUUCCGUCGCUGUACAAAAGGGAGGCGUGUGCAUACUCCAGGAUAUGGGUAGUCGUUGGCAAAUGAUAUGAUCGCAGCAAGAACAUUGACUUGUUUCCAUUCACACACAGUGAA